AUGGGUAUAUGUUGUAAUAACGGCAUAAAAAGUGAAAAAUAAGAAAUCGAAUUCCAUCCAAAAAAUUUAAAUGCAAAAAUAUUCGACGAUAUUUUAAUUGAUACAAACAGUUAAAAAAAUAACAAUUAAAACACUCAUAAUAAAUUAAAUAAAAGUAAAUAGACUGAACAAAGUUUAGAUAAAGAUAAUUCAACAAUAAAAGAUGAUGACGACGAUGAAGAUAACAAAAGUUAAACAAACGAAAAUGAAGAAAAAGAAGACGAUUAAAAUAAUUUAGAUUUGGAAGGUGUUACAGACACAAAAUUAAUAAAAUUAAUUAAAUUACAUAGACCUAAAUCAGAUAUAGCUAUCAGAAUAGUGGAAAUUCCAGAUUAUAAAACAUAAAAUUCAGCUACAAUUUAUAAUACAUUACCUAAUUUUUAAUAUGAUAAAAAAAAAAUUAAUUUUAAGGAUAUACCCUUUUUAGGCCCUUUUUAAUUCGAAAAUAAAUCUAUAUAUAUUGGUUAGUGGAAAUAUGGAUAAAGACACGGUCAAGGAAUUUAAUAUUGUCCAGAAGGAAGUAUUUAUGAAGGAUAUUGGGAAGAAGAUAUGGCAUGUGGGAAAGGAAGAUUAAUACAUGCAGAAGGAGAUUUUUAUGAAGGCGACUGGAAAAAUGAUAAAGCUAAUGGAAAAGGAUUUUAUAAGCAUUUUAAUGGUGCAACAUAUUAAGGAGAUUGGUUAAAUGAUAAAUAACAUGGUUAUGGUAUUGAAAUAUGGGCUGAUGGUGGAAAAUAUGAAGGGGAAUAUGAAAAUAAUUAAAAGCAUGGCAAAGGAAAUUUUGUUUGGGCAGAUGGUUCUAAGUAUGAAGGGGAAUUUUCUUAUAAUGAUAUUAAUGGUUUUGGAUAAUAUACAUGGAAUGAUGGAAGAACUUAUAAAGGUUAAUGGAAAAAUAAUAAAAUGAAUGGAAAAGGAGAGUUUAAAUGGAGUGAUGGUAGAAAAUAUAUAGGGGAAUAUUUCGAUGAUAAAAAACAUGGAUAUGGUACUUUUGAAUGGGCUGAUGGAAGAAAAUUUAUUGGUACGUGGGCUAAUGGUAAAUAACAUGGUAAAGGUAUUUAUAUAGGGUAAAAUUAAUAAGAAAGGGAAGGGGAGUGGAUAGAAGGAAUUCGUGUAAAAUGGAUAAAAAAAGUUCAUGGUGAAUGA
Molecule: messenger RNA, 1179 nt
Organism: Ichthyophthirius multifiliis
Lineage: Eukaryota; Ciliophora; Oligohymenophorea; Hymenostomatida
Product: MORN repeat protein
Exons: 6
Source: RefSeq, a predicted model, not a curated record